Molecule: messenger RNA, 1158 nt
Organism: Dioscorea cayenensis subsp. rotundata (Guinea yam)
Lineage: Eukaryota; Viridiplantae; Streptophyta; Magnoliopsida; Dioscoreales; Dioscoreaceae
Product: RWD domain-containing protein 1
Exons: 12
Coding region: 181-939 (252 amino acids)
Biological process (GO): cytoplasmic translation
Molecular function (GO): protein binding
Source: RefSeq, a predicted model, not a curated record
ACAGAAAGGUCUCAGGUAAUUACUGAUGAGAGAGUAGUGGCGGAUAAUUUCUCUAUUUUUCAGGGGUGGCAAGUAAAAAUCUCCAUAUCAGAUCAUUUAACUGCGCGGCGUCGCGGCGGCGGCAUCUUUGUUCCUCUCUUCGCCGAGCAAACGGAGAAGACGAACGACGAGCUUCGUGCGAUGACGGACUACGCGCAGGAGCAGGAGAUGGAGAUCGAGGCGCUGCAAGCUAUUCUCAUGGAUGAGUUCUCUGAGAUCGAUUCCAGUGAGAGUGGGUUGGCGACGACGAACCGGUGCUUCCGAAUCGUUCUAUCUCCGCAGGAUGAUGAUAUUGAUGAGGCAAAUUAUACUCCAGUUCAACUAGCUCUUAUUUUCUCUCACACGGAGAGCUAUCCCGAUGAACCCCCACUUUUGAAUGUGAAAAGUAUACGAGGAAUAAAACCUGAAGAUCUAAAGAUACUCAAGGAAAAGCUGGAGGAAGAGGCCUCAGAAAAUCUUGGCAUGGCGAUGGUCUACACACUCGUGACAUCAGGCAAAGAGUGGCUAGCAGAAAAAUAUGGGCAUGCUGCUGAAGAAGAAGAGCUUGAGGAGACUGAUACUCUAAAAGAUGAGAUAAUUGUUCCACACGGGGAACCAGUUACUGUGGAAACAUUUCUUGCUUGGAGAGAACGAUUUGAGGCAGAACUAGCACUAGAGAGAGCCAAGUUGAUGCCUGAGUCAGCUCUUUCUGCUCCCAAGGAGAAGAAAUUGACAGGGAGGCAAUGGUUUGAGAGUGGAAGAGCUCAAGGGAAAGGUUCGGCGGUGGUUACUGAGAGGUCUGAAGACGAGGAAGAAGAAGACUUUGACUUUGAUGAUGAUUUUGAAGAUGAUGAGGAUGAUAUGCUAGAGCAUUAUUUGGCAGAGAGGUCCAAUGAUCCAUCAGAGGGAUCCAAGAAAUGAACAAAAGCAGAUUGUUGUUUCUGAAGAGGCAAUUGCAUGGAUCACACUGCUAUGUAUACUUACAUUGUUACAGCAACCAAAAAACACCCCAAAAUUUUGCCACCUGUGGUUGUAAAUCCUGCUGACUUAAGUUCCUGAACAGCUGGUUGUUUUUUAAGUUGUACAAGGUGGAAGGAGAAUUAAAGUAUUAUUUUUCGUACUUGAAAUUCACAUGGUGAA